AUGUAUGCUGCCUGGGGAACAUGUUCAAAGAUGUAUGACGAAGAUGAGGAGGACUUUGCUUUGAUGGUCAUAGAAGAAUUAGAAACUGAACCUGAAUUAGAAUCUAAAGGAAUGGAGAGCAUCAAUCAAAGGAUUUCUGAAGGUUUUGAAUCUGUAAUUUUGGUAAUUGUUGAAGCUGCAACAAUGGUGGAAUCACAGAAUACAGAGGUAGAGGACAAUCCCCAGUCGAAUCACAACCAUCCACUUCAUCUUCAAGCAUCAGACAUACCUGGUGCUGCCUUGAUUCCAAUGAAGCUCACAGGACCAGAAAACUAUGGUGUGUGGAGCAGAUCUAUGCGAUUAGCACUACUAGUCAAAAAUAAACUUAGAUUUGUUGAUGGCACAUGUGUUAAAAGCUCGUACAAGGGAGAUCUGGCAGUUAGAUGGGAAAGAUGUGAUGCAGUUGUGUUAUCUUGGAUAAGUGCAGCAGUUGCACCAGAGUUGAUGACUAGCAUAGUAUAUGCUUCUAGUUCGAAGAAGAUCUGGAACGACUUCAAAGAAAGGUUUGACAAAUCAAAUUUGACAAGGAUUUUUUACCUAUGGAAAGAGAUAAGUAUUUUGUCACAAGGCACUAAUUCUGUAACAGCCUAUUAUUAA
Molecule: messenger RNA, 636 nt
Organism: Solanum lycopersicum (tomato)
Lineage: Eukaryota; Viridiplantae; Streptophyta; Magnoliopsida; Solanales; Solanaceae
Source: RefSeq, a predicted model, not a curated record